AUGAUGUGCCCAUGGAAGCUGUUCAUGAAAUCCGGGAACAUUAAGGAUAAAUUUGCACAAGACUCGACAGACUUAAACAACAAUCUUUCAAAAGAGAGAAAACAACAUUGCAGUUCUUUAAAACAGGAGGAUGCCAGCAUCAAUGGCCCGCCUAAAGAUAUGGCUCAAAUUAAAGUUACUUUAGAGAAUAAAGUUCCAGAAAACCAUAAGAAUUCUUGUAAAAAAGAAAGUUUUCCAAGAUACAGGAAGCUAAAAAACUAUGAAAAUGGAAAGAUUCUACAGGAUACUUUACACCUCAAAGCUAAACAGAAACUUGGCUGCCAAUCAUCAGUCUGUCAUGGAUCAGUUAUGAACCCUAAGUGCUAUAUAAGAGGUCCAAGAGACAAGCCAGUGUCACAGGAUGUUGUUUUACCUCAAGCAAUAGAGUUUAUAAACCAAUAUUACGAUUCAUUUAAAGAGCCACAGAUAGAAAAUUAUCUGAACAGACUAGAAACCAUUAGCAAGGAUAUUGAACAAACUGGAACAUACCAACUAACUAUGGAAGAGCUAAUCUUUGCUGCUAAACAGGCAUGGAGAAAUGCCCCUAGGUGCGUAGGCCGGAUUCAGUGGAACAAUUUACAGGUGUUUGAUGCCCGAACAUGCAAGACAGUUAAAGAUAUGUUUGAGCUUAUUUGUCGUCACAUAAAGUUUGCCACAAAUGGUGGAAAUAUAAGGUCAGCAAUUACUAUAUUUCCUCAGAGGACUGAUGGGAAACAUGACUUUCGCGUCUGGAACAGCCAGCUAAUCCGUUAUGCAGGGUUUGAAAUGCCAGAUGGGAUUGUCAUUGGGGAUCCAGCCAGUGUGGAGUUCACAGAGCUCUGUAUACAACUUGGAUGGAAACCAAGAUAUGAACGCUUUGAGAUUCUUCCCUUGGUGCUGCAGGCAAAUGGCGAAGACCCAGAAUUAUUUGAAAUUCCAAAAGAUCUUAUAUGUGAAGUUAUAAUGGAGCACCCUAGGUUUGAGUGGUUUAAGGAACUGAAUUUAAGGUGGUAUACCUUGCCUGCAGUUUCCAACAUGCUGCUUGAAGUUGGAGGCAUUGAAUUUCCAGCUUGUCCCUUCAAUGGAUGGUACAUGGGUACAGAAAUUGGUGUUCGGGAUUUUUGUGAUGUUCAGCGUUACAAUUUGCUAGAGGAAGUUGGAAGAAGAAUGGGAUUAGAAACUAACAAACUGGCAUCCCUGUGGAAAGACCAGGCAGUAGUUGAACUCAAUGUAGCUGUUCUUUACAGCUUCCAGAAACAGAAUGUAACUAUAAUGGAUCACCAUUCUGCAGCAGAGUCUUUCAUCAAACACAUGGAUAAUGAAUACAAGCUGCGGGGAGGCUGCCCAGCGGACUGGGUUUGGAUUGUGCCUCCAGUGUCAGGGAGCAUCACCACUGUGUUUCACCAGGAAAUGCUCAACUAUAUUCUGAGCCCUUUUUACUACUAUCAGAUUGAUGCCUGGAAAACGCACGUGUGGCAUGACGAAAGGCGAAAACCUAAGAAGAAAGAAUUCAAGCUCAGUGUUAUUGCCAAGGCUGUGUUCUUUGCUUCAACACUUGCGAGGAAAUCUAUGGCUGCCAGGAUGAAGGCCACAAUCCUGUAUGCCACAGAGACGGGAAAAUCAGAGACAUUUGCAAGAAAAUUGCAGACAUUAUUCAGCUUUGCUUUCAAUGCUAAGGUUAUCUGCAUGGAAGAUUACAAUGUCAGCAAUCUAGACAAAGAAACUCUCCUUCUAGUAGUUACAAGUACUUUUGGAAAUGGCGGCUGCCCUGGUAAUGGUGAGAAAUUCAAGAAAUCAUUGUUUAAUAUGAAACAACUCCACAGCAAAGUAAGGUACGCAGUUUUUGGACUUGGCUCCAGCAUGUAUCCACAAUUUUGUGCUUUUGCCCAUACCAUGGACCAGAAGUUGUCACAGCUUGGUGCCUCCCAGAUUAGCCUAACUGGUGAAGGGGAUGAGCUUAAUGGACAAGAAGAAUCUUUUUUAUCAUGGGCUGUUCACACUUUUACGGUUGCUUGUGAAGCAUUCAAGAUUAGAGACAGACAAAACAUUAUACUGCCAAAAUGUUAUACGUCAACUGAAACCUGGAAUGCAGAAAACUAUCGUCUGGUGAAAGAAACUCAGCCUUUAGAUUACACCAAAGCGCUCUCCAAACUGCAUUCAAGAAAUAUCCUGAAAAUGAAGCUAAAAUCAAGGCAGAAUUUGCUAAGUGAUGAAUCUGGACGUGCCACUCUACUAGUGAAACUUUCUAGUGAGAAUUACCAGGAUGUUCAGUAUCUGCCAGGGGAACAUGUUGGUGUGUUUCCUGGCAACCAGCCAGAUCUAGUUACCAGCAUAAUUAAACUUCUGAAGGAUGUUCCCUCCAACAAUCAGGACAUCCGACUGGAGACACGCAGCCAACAGGGUAACUUCUGGACAGUCAGUGAGAAAAUCCCUCCUUGCUCUCUGUUCCAAGCUUUGACUUUUUUUGUAGACAUAACUACUCCACCCUCCCAGCUACUUCUGAAAAAGCUGUCACUGCUGGCUGCUGAUGCAAAGGAUAAACAGAGACUGGAAGACUUGAGCAAUGACAUAAAAAAAUAUAAUGAAUGGAAGUCCUACAACUACCCAUCAUUUCUUGAGGUACUGGAAGAGUUUGCAUCUCUGGAGGUGCCUGCUAUAUUUGUAUUAACUCAGCUCCCACCACUGAAGGCACGAUACUACUCUAUAAGCUCUUCAAAGGAUAUGAAACCUGGGGAGAUCCAUCUGACAGUGGCUGUUGUUGACUACAAAACAAAAGGAGGUCAAGGUCCUCUGCACCAUGGUGUGUGCAGUACAUGGUUCAAUAGCAUCAGUCCUAAUGAACUGGUUCCUUGUUUUAUAAGAAGCACAAACACAUUCCAUCUCCCAGACAGCCCUUCCACUCCCUGCAUUCUGAUUGGUCCAGGUACAGGAAUUUCACCAUUCAGAGCAUUCUGGCAACAAAGAUUAUAUGAUCUGGAAAAUAAAGGAUCACAGGGAGGCUCAAUGAUACUGCUGUCUGGUUGCCAGCAAUCCACUGAUGAAAUCUACAAAGAAGAAAAGGAAUACAUGAAAAGCAGAGGCAUUUUAAAAGAUGUAUUUACUGCAUAUUCCCAGCAACCAGGGCAAGAUAAGACCUAUGUUCAGGACAUUCUGAGGAAGCACCUUGUGGAUGAUGUCAUCAGGAUUGUCUUCAAAGAAGAAGGACACAUUUAUAUUUGUGGAAACAUUGAGAUGGCCAGAGAUGUGGGAAAAACAAUUAAAAUGAUUAUUGCAAUGAAGAAGGGACUGAAUGAGGAGGAAGCAGAAAACUAUAUUUCCCAGCUAAAGCAUCAAAUGCGUUAUCAUGAAGAUAUAUUUGGAGCAGGCUACAAACAUCUACAACUUCAGAAUGGAGCCUGA
Molecule: messenger RNA, 3417 nt
Organism: Nanorana parkeri
Lineage: Eukaryota; Metazoa; Chordata; Amphibia; Anura; Dicroglossidae
Gene: NOS2
Product: nitric oxide synthase 2
Exons: 26
Coding region: 1-3417 (1138 amino acids)
Biological process (GO): nitric oxide biosynthetic process
Molecular function (GO): NADP binding; calmodulin binding; heme binding
Source: RefSeq, a predicted model, not a curated record